GGAAGACCGGAUGGACCGUCAGAUGCUCUGGAAUGUUGAUCACAAAUGAAGGGCCAUCGGGCUCAUCGCCCGUGGCUGCUGUCCAGCCACGAAGCAACAACAAGUCCCGCAACAAUGGGAAGGCGAAAUCCGCAUCGCAGGCCGGAAAUGGACAGCCAGUACAAGUUCCAUGGGUCAAGUUCGGCUUGACCGAGGCGGAGUACAAAGUCUGCGGCCGCUACGGCAGCUGCUAUUGGUGCAACAGCACCAAGCACAAGACCUCCCUGUGCCAGGAUCAGGACAAGGAGGAUGUGCGACCCCGCCUCAGCUCGGGAAACUGAGCUCCGUGGAAGGUGAGGCGACUCCACCUUCCACUCCGCCAGAUUCGGCCGCCUUGCUAGCAGCCUCCUGCACAUAUGGGAAGGACGCGAAUGUCGCAAGUUCUCGUUACUCUUACGAGGACUAUGCUGUCUACUUCGUUCCACCGCUGGACCAGCCGCUCCACGUGCAACAGUCCACCGCAUGCACGGUUUCAUCACCAUCGGCAACCGAUUGGGCACCUUCGCCGCAAUCUAUCGUCAGGGAUUCGACGUCAUGGUCAAGACUUGAUGAGCUCGACCCGUUGACGUUCACGGACUUUCAGUGGAUGCCUGUUCCCUCGACCGGACGAUUGCCGAAACCGCAUUGCAAUGUGCUCAUGGCACAACUGCGGGACUACUUGCACACUGCAGUACCAGCUCCGUUGAUGGACGGCGGAGUAGAGGUUGUCAACCUUCACGAGUACAUCGCGAAGAUUGACCGCGAGUUCAAGACGCAACGGUACGACGACAUCGAUGCACCAUUGCUAUACAUACGCAUUCACAUCGGAGAGGCGACCUGCAGUGCCUUAAUCGAUUGCGGAGCAUCUCGCAACUACAUCAGCCAGGACUUCAUGGUGCGCGCCGGCCUUGGCCCAUGUGUCCGGAGGAAGUCCCAGCCUACACAAGUCACUCUGGCAGACGGUCAUACGCACAAGUCAAUCAACCGGUGCAUUGACGCAAGUGAGGCGGUGUCCUUUGACAUUCUGGACACCAAAUUUAACAUGAUCUCGGGCAUGUCAUGGCUGCGAAGCGAGGAUCACCCGGUGAACUUCUUCAACCGCACCGUUCACAUUCGUGAUCGGAACGGAGUACUAGUUCCAUGCACGGUGCCUCUUCCUCAUCCUUCUAUCAACUUCCACGUGGUAUCCGCCGCAAGCAUGCGAGCAUCCAUCAUCAGAGACGACAUCGAGGAGAUGGGGGUAUGUUUUCYCCACGCCCUCCCGCCCCGAGACGCUUCAUCGACGGACUCAUYUUCGGAUCCACGCAUCACCGAGCUUCUCGACGCUUACAGCGACGUGUUCGAAGGCCCGCACGGAGUAGUACCGGAUCGGCCCAUCCGCCACGAGAUCAUCCUCGAGGACGGGGCCGUACCUCCGCGCGGCUGCAUCUACCAAAUGAGCAAGGAAGAGUUAAGUGUGCUCCGUGCACAACUCGACGAUCUUCUAGUGAAAGGUUGGAUUCGGCCUAACUCAUCGCCAUACGAUGCUCCUGUCCUCUUCGUCCGGAGGAAGAACAAGGACCUGCGGUUGUGCAUCGAUUAUCGCAAGCUCAACGCGCGGACGAUCAGGAACGCCGGCCCUCUCCCACGCAUCGACGACCUUCUCAAGCGAUUGGGCGGCGCCCAGUUCUUCUCUAAGCUGGAUCUCAAGUCAGGGUACCACCAACUCGAGAUUCGCAAGGAGGAUCGCUACAAGACCGCGUUUAAGACACGGUAUGGGCAUUUCGAAUGGCUGGUCAUGCCAUUUGGCCUUACGAAUGCCCCAGCCACUUUCCAAGCGGCUAUGACAUCGGAGUUCCGACACAUGCUGGAUCGGUUUGUACUCAUCUACCUCGACGACAUCUUGGUGUAUAGUCGGAGUUUGGACGAGCAUGUGGAACACCUGCGCACCAUUUUGGAGCGGCUACGACAAGCCAAGUACAAAGCAAACCGCGACAAGUGCGAGUUCGCACACCAGGAGCUGGAAUACUUGGGACACUAUGUGACGCCGCAAGGCAUCCGUCCGCUUGCGGACAAGAUCGAGGCCCUAAGAGUAUGGUCCGAGCCCACCAACACCACGAACGUUCGUUCAUUCAUGGGAUUGGCGGGCUACUAUCAGCGAUUCAUCACCGGAUACUCCAGGAUUGUUGCACCUAUGACGAGGUUACAGUCGCCAAAGGUGCCAUUCGUAUUCGAUGAUGCCGCACGCUGGUCAUUCCAAGCACUUAAGACGGCUAUGCUCAUGGCACCCGUCCUUAGCAUCUAUGACCCCACCCUGCCGACGCGAGUGACUACGGACGCUUCCGGCUAUGGCAUUGGGGCAGUCUUGGAACAGCACGGCAGCGACGACUGGCACCCUGUGGAGUAUUUCAGCCACAAAGUGCCUCCCAUCAACUCGCUUGAUGAUGCAAGGAAGGAGUUGCUCGCAUUCGUCAUGGCUCUCAAGCGAUGGCGGCACUUCCUCCUUGGACGUCGUAGGUUCACAUGGGUCACGGACAACAAUCCAUUGACUUACUACAAGACGCAGGAUACGGUGCGCAGCACGAUCGGACGAUGGAUGUACUUCAUCGACCAAUUUGACUUCACACCGAAACAUCUGCCCGGCCUCUCAAAUCGCGCAGCAGAUGCACUCUCGCGAAGACCCGAUCUUUGCGCUAUGACACAUCAUGCCUUCGCAUUCGACGAGGAGCUUCAGCGACACUUCAUCCGGGCAUAUCAAUCUGAUCCGGACUUUGGCACGCUCUAUGCACAGCUAUCUUCGGAUCACCCGCCAGCCAGCCAUUACCGCAUUGCCGACGGGUACUUGCUCCUCCACUCGAGAGGCAAGGACUUACUAUGUGUCCCACGCGACCGUCGUCUUCGGACUCGCCUCCUYGGCRAGUAYCAUGAUUCACGACUCGCCGGCCAUUUYGGAGUCAACCGCACUAUUGCAYGRCUUCGACAGCGAUUCCGAUGGCCCGACCUCAUUACCGAUGUCACUCGGYAUUGCGACUCUUGCGAAGUUUGCCGACGCAGCAAGCCCCGCAACCGCAAUCCCUACGGCGAGUUACACCCGAUGCCUAUCCCACUGGAACCCAGUCUCUCCAUUGCCAUGGACGUCACCGGUUCGUUUCCUCGCGACCGGCUCGGGCACGACGACAUCCUCACGGUUGUGGACCGAUUGAGUAAGUACGCGCGUUUUCUCCCUUGCAAGUACUACUCCACGGCUCCCGAGCUGGCACGCCUCCUGCACACUGGUUGGAUUUGUGGCCACGGUGUACCAAAAGACAUUGUCAGCGACCACGACACUCGUUUCAUGUCGGCGUUUUGGACUGCUCUCAUGCAGGAGUCCGGCACAACAAUGAAACCAAGUUCGGCUCGACAUCCUCAGACAGACGGGCAGACAGAGCGGGCACAUCAAACCGCUCAAAUGAUGCUUCGUACGCUCAUUCGUCCAGACAAGAAAGAUUGGGUUGACCGCCUCCCCGACAUCGAGUUCGCCUACAACACUUCGGUGCACCCGACGAUCGGCGUGACUCCAUUCGAGUUGCACCACGGUGGACGGAAAGGCCGCAUCUUCGUCGACCUUCUCCUCCCUCGACCAGCCGACAUUGACGCCGMUUGCUCCCCCGCUKCCGUUCRGAAGUACAGGGACUUGCUGACUCAAGCCCGCGCAAAUAUGCAAAAGGCUCAAGUUCGCAUGCAGCAGCAAGCCAACAGGCGUCGCGUACCAUGUCCCAUCCGCGCCGGUGAUCUGGUUUGGGUCUCCGCGGAAGAGUUUGCACUGGAACAGAACGUUUCACGCAAACUGCUUCCCACGUGGUUUGAACCUUGGUCUGUGACAGCAGCCGCGGGCGAUGAGCCUGAUGGCCCUUCAUUUGUGAUCAACAUUCCAGAGCAUCUGACGGUCCAUCCGGUCUUCCACGCCUCGAAGCUGGCAACAUACACGCCAGCCAAGAGCGACGACUUUCCGGGCCGACGAUCGCAGGACCCUCCUUGUAUGGAUGGCCAUCACGAAGUUGACCGGGUCAUCACCGAUCGCAAGUACGGCAGCAAGCCGCGGCAGUACAAAAUCACAUUCAAAGCAUGCGAUCGCGACGACACUCGGUGGAUUUCAGGAGCAGAUUUGAAAGCAUCMGCACCGCUGAUCUACGCUCACUAUGAACAUCAAAGGUUAGCCAAGGGACCUCCACGACCUGCCCCUCCCACCUGGACUGUGGUCCCUCCCUCAGACAGACAGCUUCGCCCUCGCAGGUAAGCUCGGUCUUUCAAGGGGGGGGGGUGUGGCAGACUGCGUAGCCACACGGACCCUGUAGGACCCGUCCCGGACAUUCAGCCUUAAAGCCUAAAACUU
Molecule: messenger RNA, 4369 nt
Organism: Chara braunii
Lineage: Eukaryota; Viridiplantae; Streptophyta; Charophyceae; Charales; Characeae
Source: the annotation of a GenBank genome assembly